Molecule: messenger RNA, 2216 nt
Organism: Mollisia scopiformis
Lineage: Eukaryota; Fungi; Ascomycota; Leotiomycetes; Helotiales; Mollisiaceae
Exons: 2
Coding region: 489-1877 (462 amino acids)
Biological process (GO): regulation of transcription by RNA polymerase II
Molecular function (GO): RNA polymerase II cis-regulatory region sequence-specific DNA binding; DNA-binding transcription factor activity, RNA polymerase II-specific; protein dimerization activity
Source: RefSeq, a predicted model, not a curated record
CCAAAACUUGUGGAGAUCCCGCGCGCACUGCAAAUUCUAGAUGUGCAAUCUAUCAAAUCUGUUGGGACAUUGAAAUAUCUCAAACAUCAGUGUCCUAGAAAAAAAGGCCCCUCCUCACUUUCCUCAGCCUUUCAUCUCCCCCACGAUACGAUCCCACCGCCCGCGAUCUCUGCACCUCCACUCCACCGCACUCGCCAAAACUCGAGAGCUCGACAAGAGCUCUCAACCUUGCCUGCGACACGCCUGCACAGCCUUUGCGAGCCGCCCACGACCACGCAGAAAGCGGAAGGUAGGUAGGUAGAGGCUAGGCGUGCGGCCGGGUUGCACAAACUUUUCUAGUCAAACUCGUCGCCGAAGUAGUAAACAGUGACCUGACGGAUGAGGAUGAGAUCCGGGGUUGCACUUGUCCAUUGGAGAAUCUGACCAAAUACAACACAACGUCCACUGGAUCUCCUCACCUGUUUUACAAGCCUCUCUCGACGGCACUCAUGCUCGCGGUUCAGCGUCCCAGCAUGGGUUCGUCGAAACCACCGAACCUUGAAAUGCCCUUUGGCUAUUCAUUCGACACCUCCACCUCGCACUUCCCCAUUCCCUCACCUACCGCACCUGCUCCGGGACCUUCACUUCUCGACGAUAAUGAAUCCAAGUUUCUGGACAGUUUUUUCGAUGGCGUGAGCAAUGAUCACUUCAACUACGACUUCUUCAAUACUGCCCCCGAUGGUUCCGAGCUUGGGAUGGGAUGGGAUGAAUUACCACCGACAUUUAUGGGCACUACUUCGUCAUUUGGACAACAAUCCCAACAGGCUGGAAAUCAUGGGUUACCAGCUAUGAACUACAACGAGAUGAACCCCCCACCAAAUGCUGGUCCAUCAAUACCAUCUUCAACAACCGCAGAUGUUAUUGCAGCAGCAACUUUACUACAAAACGGAUCUAACGGACGGUCACAGAGCCUGAGUGAUGGGACAAUGUUCCGACACAAUCCGCCAGCUACACCUACGAGCCAGCCUAGAGCUAUGUCAAUGUCCCAACAAAUACCAACCCGACCACAACCCUUCCAACAAAGGUCCAAUUCAGACGAUUACAUGCGAGAUAAUUUCUACACAGAAAUGGUAUUCGGGCCUCAAUCCGACGGGUCCAUGAGGCAAAGAGGUGUACCGCAAAAAGUCGACAUUAGGUGGGGUUCUGAUGCAGGUUUUGCCAGCCCUCAAGGCUUCGUUGCACCCGCCGUCCAAGACGAUGUAGCUGCUGUAGAACGAUCACAUAUGCACGCCAUAGAACAGGCAUUCGCCAUCAUCCCCGCCCAAAUAUCAAGCAGCGCGGAAACAACACGUCCAUCAAGUCCGGCUCGGCUCCAUGAAACCAAUUCGAAUUCUAAAUCCCAUCAAAGAACUAAAUCGAUCGUGAAAGAAGAAGAAGAUGACGAUGACCAGGACUCCAGACCUCGGAAACGCAGGAAAAACAAAGCACCAACUACCGACGACGCAGAUGAAGAUGAUAACGAGUCUCCAAUUUCCUCACACCCCAAGCAACAAAACACCAAGAAGCGGAAAUCUUUGAAGAAAGGAAUCAGCGAUUCUCCCACCGCCGACCAAGAAUCCGGGCAUAAACGACGAAAGUCCACCGGUGCAGCGAUUAAGCCCACACGUGAGAAUCUCACCGAAGAUCAGAAACGAGAAAACCACAUCAAGAGUGAACAGAAACGGAGAACGCUAAUCAGAGAAGGGUUCGAGGAUCUGGGAGAGUUGGUACCAGGGCUAAGGGGCGGAGGGUUCAGUAAGAGUGCUGUGUUGAUUAUGGCUGCAGAUUGGUUGGAGGAAUUGAUUCAAGGGAAUGAAGUGCUGCAGGCCAGAUUGGAUCAGAUGGAGGGUAGGGGAUGAAUGAAGCGGGUUGAAAAGUGAUUGAUACCAUCAACACAACUUUAUGGCGAUGAAUUACGGCGAAAUGGGCUCGGAUGGGUUGUACGGAGUAUUGUCAUGGGAUAUAAGCUUGGGAUUGAUUUCAAAUUCACGGAUCGUGGGGAUCGGUAAGGACACCCAACAUAAGACCUCUCAAUAUCUGGGUUUGGGGGGCGGGACAUUUGCAAAUUUGCAAGAUUCGCUGGGAGGCUGGCUUAGCAUGGUCUUUUAUCAUCGUCCUUGGGGCGUGCUUGUCUUAUACAUGCUCAAUGCACAUAUGCUAAUGCUCAAUAUACACUGGACCUCUAUUCUGUUGCCUCC